UGAAAUUAAUACCAUCCAUUUUCUCUGUUGUAAGAAAAAUAAAUAAAUACGACCGAGAAACAAAAGUGAAUAAAAAAGAAAAAUUUGACACAAACUAUACAACGCAUGCACAGUCACUCUCAGAAUCCCUUUGAAUUCCUCCACCGCCAUGGCCAUGAACUCGACCAAGUCCAACAACUUUAGCACCACCCUCUUCCCUCUCUUGGCUUCAAACGCAGUGCAAAAAAGCGAAGCUUUAACGGUGAAAGGAAUGAGCCAACUUGGGUUGAACCAAAGGGUCAAGAGUCUCAGAAAAAUCUCAUUGGCCACGAAAAGAAGACCAGUGAUGUUUCAUGGCGGACUUAGCGCCGCUGAAAAAGGGAAGGGAAAAGAGGUUCUGAGGGCUCACUUUUCGGGUCUGUCACCAACCUCACUACGUGUUGAUGGUGGCGACACUGAGAGCAUCUUAAGAGCGAGUAAGAUAGUGAGAGAAAAACUGGAGCAUGCAGUUUGCAACACUCGCACUCAGGAGAGUAAUAAGAAAGCCAAGGAAAUGCUGCAAGCCAAACUCCUCUCUGCUUCAGCAUUCACUUCUGAAAGUGAUUCUGUUGGUGAAACUUCGUCAACACAACUAGCGAUUAUUGCACCAACCCAAAGGGGAAGUUUUAUGAACCAUUUUGCUUAUCCCUUUCCCAACUGUAGCAGUUCCCAUUUGUCGCAGGCAGACACUGAGGUUGAUAAAAGCAUUACCCUUUGUGCAACUCCAUUGAGUGUUUGUUUUCCCCACGAAAGCGUUUAUGGGGCGAAGAAGACGAGAAACAGAAGCGUGGGUGAAGCGGUUGAGGAUGUUUGUGGCGGCAGGGACGAUGAGAGCGAAUACGAUGGUCGGAUGCACAGCAAUCCGUACAAGAAGAACGGGCCGUACACGUGUCCGAAGUGCGGGUGCGUGUUUGAGACGUCGCAGCGGUUUGCGGCGCACGUGAGUUCGAGGCACUACAGGUACGAGACGAAGAGUGAGAGGAAGAAGAGAAUGAUGGCGAAAAUACGGAGGAGGAGUCUGCGUCUUGAAUGGGAAAACGGUGCACUCACUGUUGUUGCUGACGAUGCUCCCAGAACAAAUAGCAGUGUCUUUGGUUUUGCAGGAAACAAUACCAACGUUGCUCCUGCUACUGCUCCUGUUGAAGUGAAGAUUGAAAAUGAGAGUGGUGUGAGGCUUCAGCUUGCUCCUCCUCCUGGGUGGUCAAAAGUAACUGCUGCUACACCACAAUCUGCUGGAGCUGUCAGAAUAAAAAUGGAGCCAUUAGACAAUUGAGUCCAAUGCUUUGUUUAAUUGUUAUUCACAGGAUCAGGAGCAGUUUGCACUGUUUGCGUUUUCUGUU
Vigna unguiculata (cowpea) is the source of this 1358-nucleotide messenger RNA. RefSeq lists its product as uncharacterized. The record is from RefSeq and is a predicted model, not a curated record. NCBI's taxonomy places the organism in Eukaryota, Viridiplantae, Streptophyta, Magnoliopsida, Fabales, Fabaceae.